AUGAUAUCAUACCUAAUUCGUCAAAACAACCACAUAAUUUUCAUGUCGCAAUUUGAAGCUGAAAUUAUAGUCUCGAGAUUCAUGAGAAGAGAUAGAGAGAGAAUGAAUUAUAGUGGAAUCUCUACAGAUGUACCAUUUUUGAAUAACUUGACAUCAGAUAAUGUUCAGAUUGUAGGAAAGGUUUGUACUACAAAGUCGUUGCCUGUGCAAGGUGCGGUGGAAGAUCUAUCAGAGUUGGUCGAGUACUUGGACAAGAAUGAGCUGCCUUUGAAUAGAGACCAACAGUUCAAGAGAGGAACUGUUACAAAGGAUGCACGACUCGACCUCUGCAAACAGGGUGUUGGUGUGGAGGGUGCACGAUUGGUGCGUCAACAUUUGGCCAAGAACACAACUAUCAUGCAUUUGUUGAUGGGAGAUGACUCGUUGGGCGUCGAAGGUGCUAAAGAGGUUGGACAUAUCAUCAAGGAGAACCAAUCAAUCAAGACCAUCUACUUGGGAUGCAACAAUAUUGCCGAAGAGGGUACUAAGCAUUUGGUCGAUGCUAUCCUUGAAAAGAACAAUAUCAACGCGUUGUGGAUCAAGCGUAAUCAUAUCAACGAGGGUGGUGCUGCACAUAUUGGUCGUCUCAUGUCAACCAAUAACAGUAUCCAGAUUUUAGAUCUAAUCAGUAAUGAUCUACAGGCGUCUGCUAUCAACACGGUCACAGCUGCCAUUCGAUCCAACCCUCUCAACUGUCUGACGACACUGAUGCUCGACAGCAACCAUUUUGGCGCACAGGGUGCACAGUAUAUUGCCGACAAUAUCCUCACCAGUGAGACUAGUCACGCCCGUCUCUUGUUCCUCAGUCUCUCCAACUGCAACCUGUUGGAUGAAGGGUGUCGUAUCAUAUGCGAGGCGUUCAAUCGCCAGUCGACCAUCAUCGACCUCGACAUGAGCAGCAAUCGUCUGACCCCCAAAUCGGCCACCUACAUUGGUGACAUGUUGGCAGCCAACAAAACGCUCCAAGGCAUCGAUAUUGGCCACUCUGGAGCGACCGUUGUCGUCGGCGGUGAAUACAACACGUUUGGUGCGGAUGGUGUCGUGUACAUCAUCGAGAGUGUUGGUAACUCGCAACAUCCAACUCUUCGAUCGAUGGACAUUACAUUUUCAGCAAGAGAGUUGACCACCGAGCAAAAGGAACGAGCCCUCCGAAUCAUCCAAAACAAACAAUUCCCAAUCUCUCGUAUCGAAGGUAUCAUCCGAAUGGUUGGUACACACAAUAUCCAAUUUCAAAAGGCACUUCAAGAAAAGAACAAAUAUGUCAAGAUGAGAAUCCAAGCUAGUGGAUCUAGUUCCAAAACAAAAUCCAACAACAAAAGUGAAGAUAGAGAAGCUUUUACAGCUGAUUUCGUUAAACCAAUCAUCAGCGUUUACCGUGCAGUUAAAGACACCAAAAAGGCACAUACUCCAAAACUAUUAGAGAAAAAAGAAAAGAUUAAACAUUCAAUUGAAAAGAAUGAUGAAAAAGAAUUAUCACAUAUAUUUGUUGAUCAACAAUCAACAACAAAUCAAUUUUCAUUUACUUUUUAG
This is a messenger RNA of Cavenderia fasciculata, 1569 nucleotides long. RefSeq lists its product as uncharacterized. The coding region runs from base 1 to 1569 and encodes 522 amino acids. The transcript has 3 exons. Lineage: Eukaryota; Evosea; Eumycetozoa; Acytosteliales; Cavenderiaceae. Gene Ontology annotation, cellular component: cytosol; perinuclear region of cytoplasm; nucleus. The record is from RefSeq and is a predicted model, not a curated record. Gene Ontology annotation, molecular function: small GTPase binding; GTPase activator activity. Gene Ontology annotation, biological process: activation of GTPase activity; nucleocytoplasmic transport.